AACAUAAUACAUCUUUUCAAACUGUUAUCAGUUCAAACGCUCGAGAAAUAAUCGAAAUAGCUGCUUAUCGACAUUUUGUUUGAAAGUGCAUUCGCAUAUUUCACUGCGGCUAAGAUGUCGUCAAAUCUUCGCAAUUAUACAGUAUCAUUCGUUUUCUUAUUUUUUAGUUUGUGAGUUUAUUAUUGUGACCGUUAGAUUUCUCUAUGUGAAACUGUCGCAAAAAAGACACCAAGAAAAUUUUUUCUCGAAUAAAUUCAACGCACCAAAUAUUCGACAAUGUAUAAGAAAAGUCUUGCACUUUGGUAUUAUACGCUUCUACUCAUCGCUUCAUCUUCGAUGCUUUGGCCAAGUUCCAUGAGCGAUGACAGGGAAAAAAAUUAUUCGACAGUGCAAUAUAAGCUUGGUGCAAACAUCAUGAGAAAUGACGACGAAGAAGAUUUGAUACGAUAUAAUUUGCACGAAAAUUUUACCCAAGAUAACGAUGUCAGGCAGUACGCGUAUCGUAUCAAUUUCUCGAAUAACAACAGCAACAAUGAAGACUUGAUACAAUAUAAAUUUCAAACAUAUGCCGCAAAGAAACAUGAGAAUGAUAAUCAAACAUCGGUGCAGUCUCGCAUAAACUCAACAGAUGCUAGCAGAGAGAAAACGUUCAUGUCACGGGAAAUCAAUGGAAACUUGAAGGGGAUCAAAGGCGAAAAUGGUUCUACAUCAUAUGAUUUCUUUAAAAAUUUCGAUAGAUACAAUAUCGUUCCGGACAAGAUGUGCGACAAUAUUAUCUGCAUUCGGUUAUGUUGCCCUUUCGGUAAUCGUCUGGUUAACGGAAAAUGUAUUGCUCAGCAGGGUAAAUUUAUUUUCCUGCAAAACAUAUAUGGAUAUAUUAAUAAUUCAUUGCAAAACGAAAGUAAACAGAUAGACGAACUAUUUCUUCUGAUCGCUCAUGAUCCGUGUCAAAAGACUGGACAUUAUUUACUUAGUUCCGACCAGAAUACGUUUCUCGUAAAUGGCUCUUUGUAUCUACCUUAUUACAAUACAAUCGUCGAGCCAACAUCUUAUUGCAUCACGGCUAUGGAUUACAACAUAUUUGGUGUGAACGUUUGUUUUGAUAUUAUGAAAGAGAUCAUGAAUAAAAAUAUAAACUAUAAUAAAAAUACAAUUAAUCCAGAACCUAUAAAUGAAAAUUGGAUGUACAUCAAAGAUAAGAAUGGUUCCACGUCGCACGAUUUGAUAAAAAAUUCCACUAGGGAUAAUAAUAAAAACAGUAUUCCAGAUGAGAUGUGCGACAAUAUUACUUGCAUUAGGUUAUGCUGUCCUUUCGGUAAUCGCCUGUUUAAUGGAACAUGCAUUGCCGGACAGGGUAAUUUUAUUUUCCUACCAAGCAUAUAUGGAUAUUUCAAUGAUUUGUUGCAAAACGAAAAUAAAAGCGUAGACAAUCUUUUUCUUCUGGUCGUUCACGAUUCCUGUCAGAAGAUUGGACAGCCAUUCUCCGUUACAUUCUCAAAUAAGAACAUGUUUUUCGUUAAUGGCUCUUUAUAUCUACAUUCGUACGACACAAUUAUUGAAUCAACAUCUUAUUGCCUCGCUAAGGUGGCUCGAUACAGAUUUAAUGUGAAUAUUUGUUUUGAGAUUAAGAAGAAGAUCAUAGAUAAUAUAAGUGUAUCUGUUCAGAUUCAAACAAGUGCAAUCGUAUUUAUAUGCCGCUUUCUAGAGUCUCUACUGUUUUCGUUCAUGUUUAUAGUGUACUCCAUAGUACCAGAGCUUCGUAAUAUACACGGUUUCUUAUUGUGUGGAUACAGCAGUUCGAUAGUCAUCAUGAACACAGUCGAAUUGGUAAAGAUAUUCAUCGAAGAGGAUGUUAUAGGAGACAUCUGUAUCGCAUAUG
This is a messenger RNA of Formica exsecta, 1879 nucleotides long. RefSeq lists its product as uncharacterized. The record is from RefSeq and is a predicted model, not a curated record. NCBI's taxonomy places the organism in Eukaryota, Metazoa, Arthropoda, Insecta, Hymenoptera, Formicidae. Gene Ontology annotation, molecular function: G protein-coupled receptor activity. The transcript has a single exon. The annotation marks the transcript as partial.